GCGUGUGUGUGUGUGUGUGUGUGUGUGUGGCAGCACAGUUAUGUCAUUGACAUUGAGCGCUCGGCUUCAGCUCGGCAUGUUGUCUUUUUUCUGGAGAAACGGAGUGGAGACACCGGGACCGCUAAAAGCAGACGUGUCAGGCUCCAUCCCAGCAUGGCUUCAGGGGACACUUUUGCGCAAUGGUCCUGGUCUGUUCUCAGUUGGUAACACUUCAUACAAGCACUGGUUUGAUGGAAUGGCACUCAUUCACAGUUUCACCUUUAAAGAUGGGGAUGUAUUUUACAGGAGUAAAUUCUUGGAGAGUGAAACAUUCAAAAAGAACAUCGCUGCCAAUAGGAUCGUUGUGUCUGAAUUCGGGACCAUGGUGUACCCAGAUCCCUGCAAGAAUAUAUUCUCUAAAGCCUUCAGUUACCUGGUGAACGCCAUUCCAGAUUUCACAGAUAAUAAUCUCAUUAACAUCAUAAGAUAUGGUGAAGAUUAUUACGCAUCAUCAGAAGUGAACUACAUUAACAAAAUUGACCCACUGACACUCAACACAUUAGGAAGAACGAACUACAGAAACCAUAUCGCCAUCAACUUGGCAACCGCACACCCUCACUAUGAUGAUGAAGGGAACACGUACAACAUGGGCACUGCCAUUAUGAACUUUGGCCGACCGAAAUAUGUUAUUUUCAAGGUGCCCGCCAAUGCCUCAGAUAAAGGGAAGAAUAAGCCAGCCCUGAGGAAGGUGGAACAAGUUUGCUCCAUUCCUUUCCGCUCCUCGUUGUACCCAAGCUACUUCCACAGCUUUGGCAUGACGGAGAACUACAUUAUCUUUGUGGAGCAGGCCUUCAAGCUGGAUAUCCUCAAACUGGCCACCGCUUACUUCAGAGAUGUCAACUGGGGCAGUUGCCUGAAAUUCGACAAAGAUGACAUUACACUGAUCCAUCUGAUCAAUAGGAAGACUGGGAAACCUGUGAGCACAAAGUACUACGCAGACCCAUUUGUGGUCUUCCAUCACAUCAAUGCUUAUGAGGAAGAUGGCCAUGUCGUCUUUGACUUGAUUACAUACCAGGACAGCAAUCUGUACGAUAUGUUCUAUAUACACAACAUGAAGCAAGGUGUUGCAGAGUUUAUAGAGACCAACAAGGAUUUCGCUCGACCGACAGGCCAGCGGAUUGUCCUUCCUCUCAACAUAGACAAGGAAACUCCACCAGGCACCAACCUGGUCGCGGUGCGGGACACAACAGCCACAGCAGUGCUGCAGGAGGACGGCUCACUCCACUGCACCCCUGACACUAUUUUUGAAGGUCUAGAAUUACCUGGUAUCAACUACAAAUUCAACAGUAAGAAGUACAGAUACUUCUAUGGCACCAGGGUGGAUUGGUCACCCUAUCCAAGCAAGAUCGCAAAAGUGGACACAGUUACCAGGACACAUAAAGUGUGGACAGAGGAGGAAUGUUACCCAUCUGAGCCAGUGUUUGUGGCAUCUCCGAAUGCUGUUGAAGAAGAUGAUGGCAUUAUCCUGUCUUCUGUGGUUUCGUUCAAUCCCCAAAAGCCACCUUUCCUAGUGGUCCUGGACGCUAAAUCCUUUAAAGAGAUCGCUCGCGCUACCAUUGAUGCUGCUAUUCACAUGGACCUGCAUGGGCUUUUCAUCCAUGAGAAGUCUACCUAAAAUGGACAUCAAAAUGAUGCACCAACCC
Messenger RNA from Rhinichthys klamathensis goyatoka, 1682 nucleotides. RefSeq names its product beta-carotene oxygenase 1, like (gene bco1l). The transcript has 11 exons. Gene Ontology annotation, biological process: retinal metabolic process; carotene catabolic process. The record is from RefSeq and is a predicted model, not a curated record. Gene Ontology annotation, molecular function: carotenoid dioxygenase activity; beta-carotene 15,15'-dioxygenase activity. Lineage: Eukaryota; Metazoa; Chordata; Actinopteri; Cypriniformes; Leuciscidae. Bases 41 to 1654 code for a protein of 537 amino acids.